Messenger RNA from Paramacrobiotus metropolitanus, 1162 nucleotides. RefSeq lists its product as uncharacterized. The coding region runs from base 312 to 893 and encodes 193 amino acids. The record is from RefSeq and is a predicted model, not a curated record. Lineage: Eukaryota; Metazoa; Tardigrada; Eutardigrada; Parachela; Macrobiotidae. The transcript has 5 exons.
ACAAUAAACAUAAUGCGAUUUAUUGGUAAGCAUUGCGCAUAUGCAGCGUCUGGAACAGGGCGGCUGAGUCGACGAACCUGUCAUGAGCGGCGGUUGAAUAGGCAUAAAAAAGCAAUCACGAAUCAAUUCAUUGUGGUCAGCAUUGUUACUGCAUGGUUUGUCUAAUGCACAUGUGCAUCUCUAUCGUCUUGUCAAUGUUGAUAAUUAUCUAAUCCUUCGUUUUUGAAUUUGCAUAAUUGCUCCCGCGCGAUUUUUUUGGAAUAAUAGUUAUUAUUCCUGUUGAAAUAAUCUUAGAGUAAAAUCCACCGAAGAUGAUGCUGUACUGCGCCGUGUUGGUUUUGAUGUGCGCUGCUCUGAGCCAGGGAGUCAUGGGUCCUCUCCGAGUGGAAGUGGAACUGCGCCGUCUGAACAACAGCCAGGGAAUUCUUCACAAUGGUAAAAUGUGCGAUCUGACCAGCUCGUGCGACCAUCGAAUCACUGGAUAUUUCGAUACCGAUCGGCCCAUGGAUCCUUGGCCCGGAAUGAAGGCUGUAGACCAGUGGACACUCGUCUUUGAAAAGGACAACGAUAAUGUGCCCAUCGUUAACAAGAUCGUUUCGCGCGACGUCUGUGAAAUGGACAUACAGCGUGCUAAUUUACGGCUCAAUGUCGUCGAUGUUGAUUCGCUGACGAAGAAUGACCUUGUCGAGCAGUUUGAGUGUAUGGUACCCGUGGAAAAUAAUGUGGCCACGAAUAUUAAUCGCGCUUUUUGGUCGACGGAACGGGCAUGCAGUGCCAAAUUUAAUCCGGAUAAAAUAAGGUUAAAUUAUCGGUAUCGCGUGUUCGGUAUUGCUCCUACCGAUUGUGGCAAGCCUCCAGCCGGUGCAUCGAGCAAGCCAGCUGCCAGAUCAUAAUCAAAUUUGUCGUCGAUUUGGCUGUAUUCCAGUUUUAAUCAGUAUGACUAGUUGUACGUUCCCACUGUUCGGGACGCGUUUUUCUCCUGCAGUCGCACCACGGGUUUUUCUGUAAAUUUUUUACGUUUACAAGCACGUUUGACCUUGUAUGACCAAAAUUACUGGUUGCUUGUGUUGUGACAAGCACCUGGUGUUUCGUACUAAAGAUGAACAGUUUCAGAACAGAUUGCAAUCCAUUGUACGUCGAAAUUAAAAGCAGUCGCUGUGAA